Messenger RNA from Hydractinia symbiolongicarpus, 1323 nucleotides. Its product is annotated as N-acetylglucosaminyl-phosphatidylinositol de-N-acetylase-like. Gene Ontology annotation, cellular component: endoplasmic reticulum. The transcript has 6 exons. The record is from RefSeq and is a predicted model, not a curated record. NCBI's taxonomy places the organism in Eukaryota, Metazoa, Cnidaria, Hydrozoa, Anthoathecata, Hydractiniidae. Gene Ontology annotation, molecular function: N-acetylglucosaminylphosphatidylinositol deacetylase activity. Gene Ontology annotation, biological process: GPI anchor biosynthetic process. Bases 138 to 956 code for a protein of 272 amino acids.
UUCACUCUAAUUCACGCGAUGGCUACAAAGACUCGUAUUUAAAAAUGUACAUAGAAAACAGCUUCUUUUGAAAAUGAAACUUAAAGUUGCAUGUUUUUAAGAAAACACAGCAGUUUCUGUGUUAUAAACACGGAAUUAUGAUUACAAAGCGUCAGCUAACGACGAUUUUUUAUUACGUUGUUGGAUUUUGUAUCUUUAUUUUUUUAACUUUGCGUUUGCCAGUUUCAUAUCUGGCAUUCAACGAGAAACUUUACGAGCACUUAUUUCUGCAACAGAAAGUUUUGUUUGUGACAGCUCAUCCAGAUGACGAGGUUGUUUUUUUCGGACCGACUAUCAAUUCGUUAAGAAGAAUUGUUGGAGCAGAAAAUAUCUUCCUGUUGGCUAUGACAAAUGGGAAUUAUGAAGGUAAAGGAAGAACGAGAGAAAAAGAAAUCGUAGAAGGUUUUAAAGUAUUGGGACUCAAUAGUGGUCAUAUACAUUUUUAUAAACAUGAAGCUCCGUUGGUAGAUCACCCAGACAUCCAUCUUCCAUUUAAAGAACUGGCGGUAGGAAUCGAAGAACAUGUAAAGAAAUUAAAUAUAAACACAAUAAUUACCUUUGAUGAUAUGGGCGUUUCCGGUCACCUUAAUCAUGGAGAUAUAUACAGGGCGAUAUCUAGACAUUGGCCAAGCAAUGAAGCGCCAGAUGCGUUAAUAUUAAAAAGCGUCAACUAUUUUCGUAAACAUUUUUCUAUCUUCGAUCUCCCGAUCUCUUUCUUUCUUGACGCUCUUUUUAAUGGAGAUCUUGUGUUUAUUUCGGGUCAUAAGGAUGUUGAAAAAACAAAGAAAUCUUUGUAUGUGCAUAAAAGUCAAUACACAACUUUUCAUAAUGUUCUCCAUCACUUCUCCGAUCGUUUCUUGUUCAUCAACAGUCUUAGAAAGUAUGAAAUACCAUUGGCGAAUCCAGGAAAAUCGUAGCAAGCCUGAAACCACAACUUAGAAUUUAUACUUUGAGGCUAGAUAUUUUGGAUUUAAUAACCAAAGCAUUAUUUCACAUGAACUUAGAGCGAGUUUAUUUGACCUGCAAAACGUCUUCGUUGGUUUAAGCCAGAAAUACAGAGAAAAUGUUUUUUGGUUAUGUUGACAAUCCUUUUGAUAGAUCGAACGAGCAUUAACUUGUUUUUAAAGUUGUAGCAAGCUGAUAUAUUUUUAUACAAUUUCUUAUUUUUAGUACAAAUUAACUAAUCAUCUCGCUUACGUAGAACGACGCUUAAAGAUUAUUAACCUGUGUAUAAAAUAGACAUUUGCAUACAAAAAGUUGAAUUAGUUAGAUUUUUUACCACGA